This is a messenger RNA of Equus caballus (horse), 5083 nucleotides long. Lineage: Eukaryota; Metazoa; Chordata; Mammalia; Perissodactyla; Equidae. The record is from RefSeq and is a predicted model, not a curated record.
AAUUUCCUUUACUCUUCAAACCAUAAACAAAAUAUAUAUGAUGAACUAAAUUGAUAUUCUUAACAUGCAAAGGAUUUGGAGAAACAAAAGAUAUGAAAUCCUCUCAGGACAAAAAUAUAAUAAUGACAUGAACAAUUUGCAAAAAAUAAAUACACAUGAACAACAUGUGAAAAUGUUCGACAACACAGUUAUCAAUUUAUUGCCUCAGCUCUGAAUUCACCCUUCAGUAACUUCUCUGCAAUAAUGGACCGUGUUGUGUACACAUUUCUCUUUACAAUGAGCACAAUGUUAAGCUUUGUCAAUAGGACAAAAUGUCACAGGAAAGACAUUGUUAGAGUGAGGGAUCUUCUCUUACUGGUGUGCUGUGUUUUGUUUUUUCUUGCUAAUGUUGCAUGAGGAGUCAGCUGUACAGGAGUGUGGGGACAUCCAGUGGGCUAUGCCCUAGGUGUGUGCCCACAGAGCACACUCCCUCAGCCGUCUGGCUGCUUCAGCCUAGACUUGGUGACCACAUUCCUGUGGUUCUCCUGAUGAGGGCACUACACAGGUCUAGGUUGAGCCUGCAGAGGUGCCCCGAGUCCCACUGCCUGCCCAAUCCCCAGCCACGGCUCAUCUGUAUUCUGGAGGGUUGCUUCUCAUGGCUUUCCCAGACCAGGUAGCACGUGGUCCAGGCCUGUGGCCACAGUGGCACUUUGGUACUCCUUCUCAUACUUGCCCGCCCACCAGCCUUGGCUCACCUGUACACCAGAGGACUGUUUCCAGGUUGCUAGGUGACUGAGGACCAGCUCCAGCUUGGCUAACCCUGUGAACUUCUCUGUGGAUUUUUAAUGGACCCAAUAAAUUUUGUGUUUCAUGGCAAAGAAUUUAGUAUGAAAUAUUGUUCUUUCUUUGACUUUUAUAAACAUUCCCAGAUGAUAGUGUGUCCCAUACGUGUCAUACAACAGAAAGAAAGGACUUGAUUCUACAAAUCUUUAGUAAUUUUAACUUAGGACGUUUUUAGAACCAAGAUUUAAGAUCUUAUAAUGAGAAAACAUAAAUGCUACUGGUAAUCUUCACUUGAAGUCCUGCUUACUCAUUUGUAUUCUAACUGUAAUAAGCAGAUAUUGACUGCAGUUGAUAUCAACAAUCAAGAUUUACUGAUCUGAGCUAAAUAUCACCUAAAAUAAUGUUAAGGUCAAUAUGUGUCAGAGAGACCAUUGAUCUUGUAUGAAGACUAACAGGUCAUCAAUAUCUCCAUUAUUGCACCCAUGUAUUAUAAAAAUUCUAUUAUAAAUUUUAGUUUUCAGGAAGUAUGUAGUUCAUUUGAAAGAGAACGAGAAGAUUAUUUAAGACCUGUUAUAGUUAUGGGCGUGGAGACAGAACAAGAGUGUAGUUCAGUGGAACUUCGUGAAUUCUUUCCUAAAACCAUUUCUCCAGCUUACUUGCAUUUUGGUGACUGGACUUUUAAGUGGGGUGUGGCUAGAGCUAGGGUGGUUCUGUCAUCAUUAUAAAAGGGCUAAAGAAGCGGAAAGGGGAUGGGUUCAAGAAUAAAGAUCUCAGAGCAGAAGUGGAAAGAGGAGCAGAGUUGAGAGGAGUCAUUUAGAUUUUCACUUUACUAACACUUUGCUAUUCUGCAUAGCUCUGUUAUGCAUGGUUCUACUGUAGUUAGCAGGAUAGUGUCACGAUGUGCACAUCAGAAGCAGAAACAUUAGAGGAUGUCAUGAAAACAAAUUCAUAUUUUUUAUGAUAGAGAAAAAAUUGAUACAUGUGAACUAAAACAAGGUUUUGAUAGUACAAAUUCUUUUUGUAAAACAGUACAAAUUCUCUUUUUUUGGCUUAAACAGGACUGACUACUGGUUAGAGACGAGCAAGAAGCAUCAGCACUAAAUCAUAGCAAAGAAGGACCUGGGUAUCAGCUAUAUGACACAUCUUUGUGGCACUUGGACGAAAAGGAACCAACGCAAAUAUACUGAUGCGCCUGCUGCCUGCUGUGCUGACUGAUGUGCUCAAGUGCGGCAGUCAUGGAGUGGCACACGUGGAUCUUACUUCAAGAAAGAACUUGUACUUAGCUGACCACCUCCAGCAGCAGCACCUCAGGAACCACCUAGUGUUGGAUCUGAGGCCCGUCUUCCCAGGUUUUGCAAUGGAACAAAUAUGCUUGCUGUUGCUUCUAACAAUGAGAGUGCUCCCGGGGUCUGCUCAGUUCAAUGGCUACAACUGUGAUGCCAACCUCCACAGUAGAUUUCCUGCUGAAAGAGACAUCAGUGUCUACUGUGGGGUGCAGGCCAUUACGAUGAAGAUUAAUUUUUGCACAGUACUCUUCUCUGGUUACUCUGAAACAGAUCUGGCACUGAAUGGAAGACAUGGGGACUCCCAUUGCAGGGGCUUCAUCAAUAAUAACACCUUUCCCGCCGUGGUCAUUUUCAUCAUCAACCUCAGCACGUUGGAGGGCUGUGGAAACAAUCUAGUGGUAUCUACAAUUCCUGGAGUCAGUGCUUAUGGAAAUGCAACUUCAGUACAAAUAGGAAAUAUUUCGGGAUAUAUUGAUACUCCAGACCCACCAACGAUCAUCAGCUAUCUACCUGGGCUUCUUUACAAGUUUAGUUGUAGCUAUCCGUUGGAAUACUUGGUUAAUAAUACCCAGCUUGCUUCAUCCUCAGCUGCUAUUUCUGUGAGAGAGAACAAUGGUACAUUUGUCAGCACUUUGAACCUGCUCCUUUAUAACGAUUCAACCUACAGUCAGCAGUUAAUUAUCCCGAGUACAGGAUUACCUUUGAAAACCAAAGUAUUUGCAGCUGUACAGGCCACUAAUCUGGAUGGCAGAUGGAAUGUCUUAAUGGAUUACUGCUACACGACCCCAUCAGGGAACCCAAAUGAUGAUAUUCGAUAUGAUCUCUUCCUUAGCUGUGACAAAGAUCCUCAGACCACCGUCAUUGAAAACGGCAGAAGCCAGCAGGGCCGGUUUUCCUUUGAAGUGUUCCGAUUCGUGAAACACAAGAAUCAGAAAAUGUCCACCGUCUUCCUACACUGCGUUACCAAGCUCUGCAGAGCUGAUGACUGCCCCUUCCUGAUGCCAAUUUGCGGCCACCGAGAAAGGAGAGAUGCGGUGGGGAGGACCACCUGGAGAACCCAGAGCACUUCCGGGAACGCCAUCCUCUCUGCUGGCCCCAUCAUCACUCGGAGCGAUGAGACUCCAACCAACAAUUCACAGCUUGGUUCUGCAAGUGCAGCUCCUUUUCAGCUGAACGCCGUCACCAGCGCACUGAUAUCGGGACUGGUCGUUCUGGGAGUCACGAGCUUUUCCCUUCUCCUCUGCUCACUGGCCCUUCUACACAGGAAGGCACCCAGCAGUUUGGUGUUGAACGGCAUAAGAAACCCAGUCUUUGACUGACUGUGACAGGUCCCUGUCCUCAGAGAAGGCUUCACUGACUAUAUCGCCUGUGACUGCAGUCAGUGUCCUGUCUGAAUUGAAUGCCAGCCAGCAUUUGAUAUUUGUAGGUUUGAUAGAUUUCACAGUGUAGCUCAUCAGCAUGAUGAUAGUGAAAGAAUUUUGAUAAUAUUGCUCUUGUCACCUAUGUAUGUGGUCAGUCCUAUUUGUAUGGCACCAAUGGGUAUACUGACAAUAAGCAAACAAUAUUCAGGACUUAGAUCUUACAGGAUCAGUUAUGUUUCAUUUUAUUUCAAUUUUUAAAAGUUAUUGGUUAUAGAGAUAAAAGGUGGGAGUAGAAGAAAAUGAAUUUGUUGCAUUUUUUCCCCUUAAGCAUUAAAACCCAAUGCGAUGGCAUUUAGAUUUACAUAUGUGGUCCUCCAAUGAAAGUUGCUUUUUGUUUGAUUCCAGCUUGGGGAUAUGUUUUAAUUGGAGUGGCCGACUUGGACACCUGAGAUUUAAUUGCUCAUUCUCUGACCUCCUGUGCUUUUGGCUGAUUUCCAUGUGUGACGACAUUCAUUUAAAAAUAAACUCUUGGGAAAUGUAUCUCAACCUGAAACAUCCAUUUGUGGAGCGAGCAGUAAAAAUAGUCGUUAACCUCCACAGGAUGCGAAGUGACCCCAGAUCAUUAUUCAUUUAAAUAGAACUGGCUGGGAUUAGUUUUCUCCUUCUGGUGCAGGGAGAACAUCGCACAAGCUGACUCUCCCCGCAGGUAAGCAGCUCCGCGGCUGUCACAGCCUUGCUCCCGGCGGGGUGGCCCUGCGAACAGUAUUCUUAAUUCAGGAGCCAUUCUAUGCGAAAGCAAGCGGUCGCUGUGGCAAGAAGGCAUUGUCCCUGCACAUAAGCAUAGCGUUCCUAGAACAACCUAGGUUCCUUUUUUUCUAGAACAAAGAGGAAACAGGUUAAGUGUGUUUUGCAGAACUUUGUUGGUGUUUCCAUGAAAAAAAUGUUCCUUUCCUCACAAAUUUCUGAUGGUGGCAAAACACACUGGAGGAGGCCUACCCGUUAAGGUGUCUUCUUGAAGGUGUCAUGAUGACCACGGAAUAAAGAGUAUUUUCCGCUAAUAGUAAACUGCAAGAAGCAUUUGAUCAUUUAGCAGUUUUGUAAAAAAUUUUAAAAAGCCAAGUUUUAAGCAGCCUAUAUUCUUACAAAAUAAUCAACCCUCCCUUUGUUCAAUCGAACCACACAGUUGAACAAAUAAUUCAAUGACAAACACCCAAACUGAGCAUGUGCAGCUACCAGAAGUGCUGUGUUAAUUGGAAAAAUUGUUGUAAAGACUAAUUUCUAUUCAAUAUUUGUGACCCAUUAUUCAGGACUCAAUUUACUAUACCACAUGCAAAUGACUAUGCAAUUUUAGAUUUGUUUCAAGUGAAGCUCUGAUGUUAAUAAUUAAGUCAAUCAUCAAAUCGAAAACACCUUUUCACUAAUUUGCCUGAAUAGUUCAGAAGAGAGUGUUUAUAUUAUGAUAAUUAGCUAUGAAAUUGCCUCAGCUUUCCCUUUCAGGGUGCAGACACAAAGUGAAGUGGGAUCUGGGACGUCUCCAGAUAAUUUCUUCAAUAGAAAAAAGUCUAACCUUGGGGCCUGCCUGGUGGUGUAGUGGUUAAGUUCCCACACUGCACUUUGGUGGCCUGCGGUUUGCAGGUUCAGAUCCUGGGUGCAGCCCUAGCACUGCUUAUCAAG